This is a messenger RNA of Jaminaea rosea, 469 nucleotides long. RefSeq lists its product as hypothetical. The transcript has a single exon. NCBI's taxonomy places the organism in Eukaryota, Fungi, Basidiomycota, Exobasidiomycetes, Microstromatales. The record is from RefSeq and is a predicted model, not a curated record. Bases 149 to 430 code for a protein of 93 amino acids.
CCGUCGACGAGAUGACGUUGGACAUUGGCUGCGAGUGAAGCGAGUGAGGCGCAGGAUUCAUCAGCUAUUAGCUCUAUUCUUCCUCUGCGUCGAGGCAAUUCCCUCCUCCGCGCGCGCGCUCCUAUCCUCAGAUUGCAAACUAAAGAAAAUGAUCGAAAGGCCCAUGGUGCUCCUUUUGCUCAUUCGAGGCAGAAGAGGCUCACUGAUGGCGAUAUCUGUACUGUUGUCUGUCGUCCUUGGGGGCGCACACACUUGCCUAUCGCAAUGCUCGACCUGCGUCGCAUACUCACCGUGCGUGUAUGCGGCUGUGAAACGGCGAUGGUGUGGUGGUGAAGCUGGUUUUGCUGGUAUGGAUGGCGUGGUCAUAGUGCCGGUGGGGUCGGGUAGAAAUCUUGUUGAAGAGCCUGACGAGGAGGCGGCGAGGCUAUGAGAAAUGAGGGACAAUGCGACGUAGAGGCUGUGGUGGCUG